Molecule: messenger RNA, 1301 nt
Organism: Numida meleagris (helmeted guineafowl)
Lineage: Eukaryota; Metazoa; Chordata; Aves; Galliformes; Numididae
Product: sperm acrosome membrane-associated protein 6-like
Exons: 8
Coding region: 151-1203 (350 amino acids)
Biological process (GO): fusion of sperm to egg plasma membrane involved in single fertilization
Source: RefSeq, a predicted model, not a curated record
CCAGGAGCCUGGAUUGAGGGUGCACAAGGAAUAAGAUUACUGGAAAUUGAGGGGGGGCGGGGAGGGCGGCAGAAAUUAAACAUUCAGAUAGAAGGCAUUUGGUAACAUCCGGUAACGUCGGUGGGGACUGAAGGCAAAGAAUGUGAGGAGAUGAAAAUGAGGAGUCUGAGAGCCCCUUCUCCAUCUCCAAAACUCCUGCGGGACCCACGUGUCAGAGUAUCUCUAUCCCCACAGGAGGUGGCCCGGGCGCCGCCUCGGAACCCCCCGUUGCCUGGGCACUCAGGCAUGGCAGUGCUAUGGUCUGGGACCAUGGAGCGGCAGUGGGUGCCCCUUCUGCUGCUCCUGGUGCCCUGGCUUCCGGGGCUGCACCCCUGCCUGCUCUGCUUUGGGCCCCCCGUUCAGUGGGCCCGGCUCUGCCGUGAGAUUGCCAGGAGCUCUCAGAAGGACUCCCAGCACCAGCACUGCCUGGAGGCCCUCGCAGAGGCUGCUGUGCCACUUGCCCCCGUCACCGUGGGGUCAGGGCAGAGUGAAGCGCUGCGGAAGAUCAUCAUGGAUGCCUUGCAUUUACUGGAGAAGCAGAAGGACAAGAAGCCUCUUGCGGUGUCUCUGCGGGAAGCCAUCCAAAUAAUUUGGGUGAAGCUGAGCCAGCUGGAGCAAGCUCCUGCCUGCAUCCCCCCCUGCGGGCACCAGCCGGCCGCCCGCGUCUUCCAGUGUGCAACCUGCCGCCUCGUCGACUGCCAGUUCCCUGUAGACUGCCCAGUUCAGGACGUGUGGGUCCACGAGGACGAAGCCAUCACGCUGCACUGCGACGUGCCCUUCGCUGUGCCUCCCGAGCUGCAGGUUACGUGGAUGUUUGCCAAGGACAUACGCACGCAGGACCUGGCGCUGUUUGAGGAGCUGCAGAGGGGCGUUGGGGAGCCCCCCAGCCUGACCGUGCAGGACCCCACUCUGGGAACCAUUGCCUGUCGCCUGGGGGCCGCCUCUGAGACCCUGGCCCGCAAGUACUUCUACCUCAAUGGGCCUCCUGGCAACGCUGCCGGAAAUCUCCGCAGCCUCCCAGACCCCAGUGACUCCCAGGCACCCCACAGACCUGGACACCAGGGCCCCAAAGGAAGCGUGGAUCACCGUGGACUUACGCCAGGAUCUUUCCCCGAGGACCAAAACAUUUGCAGUUGCUCAUCUUGCAUUGUCCAUGGGAUGUAACUGGGACUCGUGGGUCCUUCCCCUAACCCUUCGCCUGUAUGGAAUGGGGGAGAAUUUGCCUUUGCGUUUGUUACCAAUUAUAAUCAUAUGUCUUACCU